AUGGCCUCAUCUUCCUCCCGACCUGAAGUCGAACUAGACGACUUCGACGAAAAGACCAUCCCCCAGCAUAACCAGGACAUCCUUUCAGAAGACCCCCUCAACACCUCGCAUCAAGACGCCGCACUACAUCGAGACUCUCCCACCACCACAUCAUCUCCACGAAAUACCGACUUCCUCACCGGACUGCGAGGCCUAGCAGCAUUCCUCGUCUUCUUCUACCACCACCUCUCCUGGUUCUACGACCCGCGCGACGACCUUCUCUUCGGCUACGGCGCGGGACCCAAUGGCCUUCACUCCCUGUUCCAACUCCCCUUCUUCCGCGUCUUCUUCACGGGCGGGAAUGCGGCGGUUGCGAUCUUUUUCGUGCUUUCGGGAUAUGUUCUCUCCAUCUCACCGCUGAAGAAAUUGCGGGAUGGCCAGCUGCAGAAGACGUAUACCAGUCUUAUAUCCUCCACCAUCCGUCGUCCCUUCCGCCUCUUCAUCCCGCCGGCAGCAUUCAGUCUCAUCUUCGCACUCUGGAUGCAAGCUCCCUUUGGCCUUGCACCGAAGUUAGGAUUUCCUGAACCGGAGGCGAACAUCUUCGCAGAGCUAUCGCGCUGGAUCUGGGAGAUCACUCGCCUCAUCAACCCCUUCGUCGGACACGGCCAGCAAGAUCACUGGUUCGUCUACAACCCACCGGCCUACACGAUCGCCACCGAAUUCAAAGGCAGCAUCAUCGUCUUCUUCCUUCUCGCACUCUACAGCCGGGUCCCUCCCAGUAUCCGCAUGGCUCUCUUCAUCGUCACAGGCCUGGUUUGCAUGGGGACAUACCAAUGGUCCACAGCCUGCUUCAUGUGGGGCGUCACCUUAGCCAUGAACGACCAAGAACUCUACGACCAUACACUCCUCCCCCGACAAAUUUCUCCCCUGGGAAAGAGCGUUAUCCACCAUAUCUCCUUUCUCACAGGCUGGCUCCUCCUCUGCCAACCCGCUGGAAUCCGCGAACUCCAAGUCUCAUCCAACACCCUCGGCUUCGGAUUCCUCACCUCCCUAAUCCCCAAAGCCUACGCGGAAAACGAGUACUGGCGCUGGUGGCAAUCCUGGGGCGCGCUGCUCCUAGUCUACGGCGUGCUUCGCAUCUCCUGGCUGCAGCAUUUCUUCUCAACGAAAGCACUUCAAUACCUCGGUCGGAUCAGUUUCUCACUAUACCUCAUCCACAUGCCCAUGAUCUGGACGCUGUCGGAUAAAGUGUAUCGAACAUUUGGGAGACAGGUGCAGCCGGAGAUUACGUCCUGGCUGGAUAAUUUGCUGGUGAUACCGGAUUUUGGGAUUCAUGGACUUACGACGAGGUUUUUGGUGUCGUUGGCGAUUAUUGUGCCGAUGAACAUGGCGAUAGCGCAUGUGGGGACGGUGUUUUUGGAUGAGCCGAGUGUUACGGUGGGCAGGCGGAUUGUUACGAGGUUGGGGAUAGAAGGGAAGAGGUGA
Molecule: messenger RNA, 1464 nt
Organism: Fulvia fulva
Lineage: Eukaryota; Fungi; Ascomycota; Dothideomycetes; Mycosphaerellales; Mycosphaerellaceae
Product: O-acetyltransferase PaAT-1
Exons: 1
Coding region: 1-1464 (487 amino acids)
Biological process (GO): polysaccharide biosynthetic process
Cellular component (GO): membrane
Molecular function (GO): acyltransferase activity, transferring groups other than amino-acyl groups
Source: RefSeq, a predicted model, not a curated record